Messenger RNA from Candidula unifasciata, 289 nucleotides. The record is from the annotation of a GenBank genome assembly. Lineage: Eukaryota; Metazoa; Mollusca; Gastropoda; Stylommatophora; Geomitridae.
GAACAGUGACAUCAUCGGCAUGGCCGUGGCAGGAUGUGUCAGUUUCGUCCUUUUCUCCGUGGUGAUUGCUUACAUUAUCAUCACCUUCCACUGGAAGAAUUGGUUUAACGGUUGGAUGCGGUUGAGGGGUAAGGUUCGAAUGCCGAGGGCUUACAUUCACAAGAAGGAGGAGGCCAAAAGAAGACUGAUCACCACCACGCCAGUAUCUAAGAGCAUUGAUGCGACGAUUGAGCUGGAAGAUGAGGAUGAGGAGGUAUUUACUAUAGAGACGGAAGUCAUGGACGACGAG